GGACUCUUCCGUCUUCCGGAAGCGGACGCUGGAGCGGCAACCGCUAGGAGUGUGGCUGAGGCGGUGGCCGGCACGGGUCGGAACGAGGUGGAGUAGAGUGGUUCGGGCCUGGCUCCCGCGCUGGGGUGGAGCACCAUGGACGAAGCGGGCAGCUGUGCGAGCGGCGGGGGCUUCCGCCCGGGCGUGGACAGCCUGGACGAGCCGCCCAACAGCCGCAUCUUCCUGGUGAUCAGCAAGUACACGCCGGAGUCUGUGCUGAGGGAGCGCUUCUCGCCCUUCGGGGAGAUCCAGGACAUCUGGGUGGUGCGGGACAAACACACCAAGGAGUCCAAGGGCAUCGCCUUCGUCAAGUUUGCCCGCAGCUCGCAGGCGUGCAGGGCCAUGGAGGAGAUGCACGGCCAGUGCCUCAGCCCCAACGACACCAAGCCCAUCAAGGUUUUCAUUGCUCAGUCCAGAUCAUCUGGAAGUCACCGAGAUGUUGAAGAUGAAGAACUUACAAGAAUAUUUGUUAUGAUACCAAAGUCCUACACAGAAGAAGAUCUACGGGAAAAAUUUAAGGUGUAUGGAGAUAUCGAGUACUGCAGCAUUAUUAAGAAUAAAGUAACUGGAGAAAGUAAAGGCUUGGGCUACGUUCGAUACUUAAAACCAUCACAAGCUGCCCAAGCAAUAGAAAACUGUGAUCGAAGUUUUAGGGCAAUCUUGGCUGAACCUAAAAAUAAAGUAUCUGAAUCCUCAGAACAAGAUUAUUAUAGUAAUAUGAGGCAGGAGACUGUGGGACAUGAACCUAGAAUAAAUAUGUUUUCAUUUGCUGGAGAACAACAAUCUGAAUUUUCAAGUUUUGACAAGAAUGACAACAGAGGCCAGGAAGCCAUCUCCAAACGCCUAUCAGUUGUAUCAAGAGUUCCUUUUACUGAAGAGCAGCUUUUCAGCAUUUUUGACAUAGUACCAGGAUUGGAAUACUGUGAAGUUCAACGAGAUCCUUACUCUAAUUAUGGUCAUGGAGUGGUUCAGUAUUUUAAUGUGGCAUCCGCUAUUUAUGCAAAAUACAAGUUACAUGGAUUUCAGUACCCUCCUGGGAAUAGGAUAGGUGUCUCCUUCAUUGAUGAUGGAAGUAAUGCAACAGAUCUCCUUAGAAAAAUGGCAACGCAGAUGGUAGCUGCACAGCUUGCAUCAAUGGUGUGGAAUAACCCAAGUCAGCAGCAACUUCUGCAAUUUGGAGGAAGUUCUGGAUCACAGCUGCCUCAAAUUCAGACAGAUAUUGUACUUCCAUCAUGCAAAAAAAAAGCCCCUCCUGAAACUCCUGUGAAAGAAAGGCUUUUUAUCGUGUUUAAUCCUCAUCCUUUACCUUUAGAUGUACUAGAGGAUAUAUUCUGACAGUCACUGUGCUAAGUGUCAGAGACAUCUUGCAAACAAAACAUGUAAACAAGACAUGGGAAUUCCCACUGUGGCACAGUGGGUUAAGAAUCCAACUGCAAAAGCUCGGGUUGGAUCCCUCGCCCAGCACAGUGGGUUCAAGGAUCCAGCCUUGGCACAGCUGCAUCUUGAAUUCAUUUCCUAGCCCAGGAACUUCUGUAUGCCAAGGGUGGGGCCACUUAAAGAAGAAGAAGGAAAGAAAAAAGACAUAAUGGAUCUUGUCCUCUUAGAAGAUAAACAAGUGAAUAGGAAAUUACAACUUAGUAGGUUGGUGUUGUGAAAAGGAAUAUUCAGGCAAUGAAAUACAUAGCAGAGACAUCCACUGUAGAGACUCAGAGAAGACUGCUUAAAAGAAGCAAGGUAUAGCGGAGACCUGGAGGAUAAAAAUAAUUGAGCCAGGGAAGAAAGCUCAACAUGGGGGAGGUUAUUCCUGCUGGAGAGAAUGUGAAAGGAUGUCAGUGUCAAUAGAAUAUGAUGUUUGAGAGACUGUGCGGGGAAGAUGAAGCUGGAGGGGACAGGGACCUAGUUAAGAUAGGCCCACAGGCUAUGUUAGGGAGUUUGUCCUUUCCCUGGAGGCAUGAAGAGCUGCUGAGGGACUUUUAGGGGAAGAAAUGAUCAGAUUUGUGUUUUAGAAAGAUCACUCGGAAGACAGGCUAGAGAAUGGAUUGGAGCGGGAUAAGCCCUACAGGGCAGAGAAACAAGUGAAGAAGGUAUUAGAGUAAUCCAAGAAAAAGAUAAUGAUGGUCCAAACAAGGAAAGAGACCUGAAUGAGAAUGAAGAGAAAUUGACUGAUAGAGGAAAUUUUUUAAGAAGGAACACUGACAUGAACUGGAGAUUGGAUGUAUGGAAAGGAGUGAAAAAGGAGUUCAGAAUGGACCCCAGCUUUUAGACCUGAGCAUCUGUACUUAGCAAUUUCAGUUGAUCUCUUUCUGCUUUGUUGCAGUCGUUUUGGUAACCUGAUUGAAGUUUACCUUGUGUCAGGAAAAAAUGUGGGCUAUGCCAAGUAUGCAGAUAGAAUAAGUGCUAAUGAUGCCAUUACUACUCUACAUGGAAAGAUCCUGAAUGGAGUCAGACUUAAAGUUAUGCUGGCAGAUUCCCCAAGAGAA
This is a messenger RNA of Sus scrofa (pig), 2519 nucleotides long. The record is from RefSeq and is a predicted model, not a curated record. NCBI's taxonomy places the organism in Eukaryota, Metazoa, Chordata, Mammalia, Artiodactyla, Suidae.